GUGCUCUAUCUGGCAGGGUUAUUAGUCGAACCAACCUAAUGCUAAAAACAUUGCGAUCAGCUGUUUUGAUAACAAUUUAUUGAAUUUAGUAGCCGGUCAAUAAAAUAAAUUAACAAGGACUGAGGACAGGAGUGGUCGUCUGUUUUUAGAUGACGAAUACCAUAAGUUACUUUCUAGCACCAAAGGCCAGCCCUGUUGGUAUGUGUUAAAAUAUCGAUUGAUACAAGACAACCCAAAACAAUGUCAUCCACUGCCACAUGUACACUUUCCAUAACGGUGUUAUUGAUUGUUGCUUCAUUGAUUGAGGCUACAAUAUCACCCAGGAAAGGACGCGUUGAGAAGACUAAAGCAAUUAAACCAUUAAACGUGCUGGCUGGACCACACGAUAAAUCUGUUUUCGAACGAAACCUGAUUGAUGUGCGUCCUUUACCACAAGAAAUUCUGGAACACAAUGCAGCAUAUUACAAGGACACAACAUUACGGAAUUUCAACGACACUGUGCUUGGCUAUGUAACAGCGUGGAACUCGCAUGGCUAUGAUGUGGCAAAGUGGUUUGCGCGAAAAUUCGAUAUCGUCUCGCCGGUGUGGUUUCAAAUUAUCAAAAAUGGUGAUGAAUAUAAAUUAGCCGGCACGCACGAUAUUGAUACGAAUUGGAUGCGAGAAGUGCGCCGGAAAGGUAAAAAUGAACGUGGCACUACAGUGAAAAUUUUUCCGCGUUUCAUUUUUGAUAAAUUCACCGAACGCGAUUUUUCGCGUUUACUGAGUUUGGAAAGUGAGAGGAUGCAGCUAAACGAAAUGUUGGUAAAUGCUUGCAAGAAAUAUGAAUUUGAUGGCAUAGUUAUAGAGUUUUGGACGCAACUAGGAGGGCGAGUAGACGACCAAUUUCUCAUAACAUUGGUGCAACAAUUGCAUGAUGCACUUAAAAAGGAAAAUUUACGUUUAAUCCUUGUGAUACCCCCAUAUCGGCAAGAAGUUCCGAACUUUUUCACAGAAAGGCAUUUUAAUCAACUGUACAAGCAUGUGUAUGCAUUUUCUUUGAUGACGUACGACUACUCGAAUGUGCAAAGACCAGGUGCAAACUCUCCAUUAUACUGGGUACGACAAUCAGUCGAACUAUUGGCGCCUGCUAAAAGUCAUGAUGCAAAAACGAAAAGACGCAAAAUUCUAUUAGGUCUCAACAUGUAUGGCAAUGAUUAUACACCCGAUGGUGGUGGCCCAAUUGUAGCUGGACAAUAUUUGAAACUUUUGCAAUAU
Messenger RNA from Rhagoletis pomonella (apple maggot), 1254 nucleotides. RefSeq names its product chitinase domain-containing protein 1-like. NCBI's taxonomy places the organism in Eukaryota, Metazoa, Arthropoda, Insecta, Diptera, Tephritidae. The transcript is spliced from 5 exons. The record is from RefSeq and is a predicted model, not a curated record. Gene Ontology annotation, cellular component: extracellular region. Gene Ontology annotation, biological process: carbohydrate metabolic process. The annotation marks the transcript as partial. Gene Ontology annotation, molecular function: chitin binding; oligosaccharide binding.